AUGGCGCAGCCGCCGCAAUGGAAGGCGAUGUACCAGUAUGUGGCGAUACGGGCGCACGACGGCUGCGCCCGCGUCGAGAAAAGUGUCGCCGACGCGCGUAGGGUGCUGGCGUCCCCACUGGUGCUGGACACCCGCAACGCCGCGGGGCGGUACACCUCGUUGCACUCCGCGAUGACCCACGUCGAGCACGCAUCCGGCUGCCUCUCCGGUGUCAUAUUCAGCAUGGUGGUGGCCGAGAUCCUGGCGCUCCAUGGCUGCGGGGCCGUCCCGUCGAGGCCGCUGGCUGGCAUUGGCGACCUCCGCCGCGACCGCGACAACCACGACGAAUGGCUCGCUCUGACCAGGCUCGAGGCCGCCAGGGAGCACGCCCAGGACGCGCUCCGCGGGGUGGAGGGUGCCUUCACCCUCCUGGCCUCCGUCCGGUUCAUGCUUCACAGCCGGACCCCCGACGCUGCCGGGCGCCGGCAAGCCAUGGAAGAGCAGCUCCACGCCGCCGCCGUCGAACUCCAGGCCGUGGUAGGCAGCGUGGCCAACAUGUCCGCGCUGGCCUUCUUGGCCACCCAGCCUGCCAUCUGCAACCGCAUCCAGUGA
Messenger RNA from Triticum dicoccoides, 591 nucleotides. RefSeq lists its product as uncharacterized. The transcript has a single exon. The coding region runs from base 1 to 591 and encodes 196 amino acids. The record is from RefSeq and is a predicted model, not a curated record. Lineage: Eukaryota; Viridiplantae; Streptophyta; Magnoliopsida; Poales; Poaceae.